Laccaria bicolor S238N-H82 is the source of this 306-nucleotide messenger RNA. RefSeq lists its product as uncharacterized. The coding region runs from base 1 to 306 and encodes 101 amino acids. The transcript is spliced from 3 exons. NCBI's taxonomy places the organism in Eukaryota, Fungi, Basidiomycota, Agaricomycetes, Agaricales, Hydnangiaceae. The record is from RefSeq and is a predicted model, not a curated record.
AUGGGUCGAGAAGUAUUCCGCACUUCGCAUAGAGCGUUCUGGCUUCAUGCGCCGGUUUUGCGGAUGGAUAUACGUCGUGUCGAGGCUGGAAACGCCUCCGAGUUAACAUUCAACGAUGCACGUACAAACGUGCCCAGCAACAACCAAGUUUCACGCGACAAUUUUGUUCUACUACCUACAACAAACCGAAACGAUACGCGAGAAGAUGAACAAGACAACAAAAACGCGUACAAGAAGAGUCGACAUGUAUAUCUAACGCGAGAACGCCACCGGAAGGGCGCGGGAGUGCAGUCAACGAGAGGAUAG